AUGAGUGCCGCUCUUUCGUCCCAGAAUAUCAACGGGGUCUACAUCCCUUCAGCACUCUUACUUGUUGGAGUUGCUAUCGUGAAGAUCGAGUGGCUUCCCUACGCAGCAGCUUUCGCAGCUGUUGUCGGUGGAUACAAGGUCUUCACAAGUGGUCCAGCCAAACUCAGAAAGGCCUUAAUCCCAGACCAAUUCCAGGAUUUCCCUGUCACCAAGAUCACGAAGACCUCUCACAAUGUCGCCAUCUACCGCCUCGGCCUACCGAACCCAACCGAUAUCCUUGGCCUGCCCAUUGGCCAACACAUCUCCCUUGCGGCAACCCCUAAAGGAGCAGAAAAGGAGGUAGUCAGAUCAUACACCCCGAUCUCGUCGGAUGAAGACCAGGGUUACGUAGAUGUCAUGAUCAAGGCAUAUCCUCAAGGCAACAUCAGCGCCCACAUGACCACGCUGAAGGUCGGAGACACCAUCAAAGUCAGAGGUCCCAAGGGAGCCAUGGUUUAUAAUCCGAAUCUCGCAAAACGUAUCGGUAUGAUUGCUGGUGGAACUGGCAUUACUCCCAUGCUGCAAAUCGCUCGCGCCAUUGAACGGGGACGGCCCAGAAACGGAGGCACUGACACAACAAAGGUUGAUUUGAUCUUUGCCAACGUCAAUCCCGACGACAUCCUGCUGAAGGAAGAAAUCGACAAUCUGGCCAAGAUCGAUCCUGAUUUCACCGUAUAUUAUGUCCUAAACAACCCACCCGAGAAAUGGGAUGGUGGAGUUGGUUUUGUCACCCCGGACAUGAUCAAAGGCAAACUCCCAGCACCGGGGCCAGAUGUCAAGAUCUUCAUUUGCGGUCCUCCACCCAUGGUUAGCGCAUUGAAAAAGGCAACAGAAGGUCUGGGUUACCAGAAAGCCCGACCAGUGAGCAAGCUGGAAGAUCAAGUCUUUUGCUUCUAA
Messenger RNA from Exophiala aquamarina CBS 119918, 936 nucleotides. RefSeq names its product NADH-cytochrome b5 reductase 1. The record is from RefSeq and is a predicted model, not a curated record. The transcript is spliced from 3 exons. Gene Ontology annotation, molecular function: oxidoreductase activity. Bases 1 to 936 code for a protein of 311 amino acids. Gene Ontology annotation, cellular component: endoplasmic reticulum. NCBI's taxonomy places the organism in Eukaryota, Fungi, Ascomycota, Eurotiomycetes, Chaetothyriales, Herpotrichiellaceae.